Molecule: messenger RNA, 3943 nt
Organism: Carcharodon carcharias (great white shark)
Lineage: Eukaryota; Metazoa; Chordata; Chondrichthyes; Lamniformes; Lamnidae
Gene: amdhd2
Product: amidohydrolase domain containing 2
Exons: 12
Coding region: 42-1337 (431 amino acids)
Biological process (GO): N-acetylglucosamine catabolic process
Molecular function (GO): N-acetylglucosamine-6-phosphate deacetylase activity
Source: RefSeq, a predicted model, not a curated record
ACGUGACUCCUGCCGAUCAGCUGACUGUCGGCAGUCAUGUGAUGGGAGCGGAGCCCAGCGGAGCGGUAGGGAAUUGGCUUCUCCCUUUAAAAAUGCCGUCCAAUAAGUCAGUCUCUGAUGCCCCAGUUACACAGUUCCAGAACUGUCACAUUCUAAAGGAUCACAAGCUACAGAGGGAGGACCUUUGGGUCCGUGAGGGGAAGAUCCUUAACCCGGAGAAGCUGUUCUUUGAUGAGAAAGGUUAUGCAGAUGUUCAGAUCGAUUGCAAGGGCAGCAUCAUCGCCCCGGGGUUCAUCGACACACAGAUCAACGGAGGAUACGGAACUGACUUCUCAUUGGCCACAGAUGACCUGAAAUGUGGGGUUUCCAUGGUUGCUCGGAAGCUGCUUUCCACCGGAGUGACCUCCUUCUGUCCAACACUUGUGACCUCCCCCGUCUCCAUCUACCAUCAGGUUAUUCCUCAAAUUGAGGUGCAGGAUGGUGGGCCGAGGGGAGCAGGGAUAUUGGGUCUACACCUGGAGGGGCCAUUCAUUAGCAAAGACAAGAAGGGUGCUCACCCUGAGAAAUACCUGCGGACAUUUGAGAAUCGAGGCUUCCGGGAUCUGUUCGAUACAUACGGCUCCCUGGACAAUGUCCGAAUCGUCACGUUGGCUCCCGAGCUUAACAGAAGUGAAGAGGUUAUCAGUGAACUGGCCAGUCGCGGGAUCCGGGUUUCACUGGGACAUUCUGUCGCCAAUCUGUCACAGGCUGAAGCUGCAGUGAAACAUGGAGCCACCUUCAUCACCCAUCUCUUCAACGCCAUGCUGCCUUUUCACCACCGGGAUCCAGGAAUUGUGGGUCUGCUGACCAGCAAUGAGAUUCCUGUCGGACGGUCAGUGUUCUAUGGGAUGAUCGCCGAUGGGAUUCAUACCAAUCCUGCAGCACUGAGGAUCGCUUACCGAGCACACCCCAAAGGUUUGGUGCUGGUGUCAGAUGCGAUCAUGGCCAUGGGACUUCCCUCAGGACAGCACACUCUGGGGCAGCAGGUAAUCAAGAUUGACGGGCUACAUGCCUACCUCGCAGGGACCAAGACGCUGAGUGGGAGCAUUGCUACAAUGGACAUGUGUGUGCGACACUUCUGGCAGGCGGCGGGCUGCUCAGUGGAGGCAGCACUGGAAGCUGCCACACUCCACCCUGCUCAGCUCCUGGGGAUUGAACAGGCAAAGGGAACAUUGGACUACGGCACAGAUGCAGACCUGGUGCUGCUGGACAAGGAACUGAAUGUCAAAGCCACGUACAUCGCAGGAGAGUGGGUAUGGAAACACUCUACAAUAGCAAAUGAAAAGGAGGCUGAAUAACAAAUCGACCCCAAUGUGAACCAGUGAUGUCUGAGUCAGUGAUCAUUCCUGAUGGGCUGAAUGAAUGGAAGAUAGAGUUUGGGUACACUGGGCACCGAACUCGCACUGUGCACAGUCUCUGCAGUGAAGCUAGACUCACAUUGCCACAUUCUUAAUACUCAGCCUCCAGGCAGUUUCACCACCUGUGCAUUUAUCUCAGAAGUGCUAAAUUUUCAGCAUAAAAUACCCUCCUCUGUUGACCCUUGGAUGUCUCACUUGUGUUCCAACUGGGGUUUCGGAAGGAUAUUAGUAGAGUUCCUCUGACUUUAUACUGGAUACAGCUCCAUUAAUAUACAUGAAUUAAUUCUAACUUGAAUUUAACUUGAAUGUUUUCUGUCAUGGGGGCUGAAAGGGGAAGUGAGUGCUGAGCUGGAAAAUGGAACUGCACAAUGAUUUUAUAGUUAAAAGCAAAAUACUGCGGAUGCUGGAAAUUUGAAACAACAGAAAAUGCUGAAAAAACUCAGCAGGUCGAACAGCAUCAGUGGAGAGAAAAUAAACAGAGUUAACGUUUCGAGUUCUUAUGACUCCGCUCUAAAGAAGAGUCAUACGGACUCUAAACGUUAACUCUUUUUUUUCUCUCCACAAAUGCUGUUCGACCUGCUGAGUUUUUCCAGCAUUUUAAUGCUUUUAUAGUAAUUCAACAUGACCAUACCCAACUACUGGCUUUGUAAUUCCAGUCAGGGUUUUACUUCCACUGUCCCAGCUAUCUUCAUUUAUAUUCCAUCAGUGUGUUUAUUCCAGAAUGUUCUGGUUCAGAAUCACAAUCCCUCUUCUUGUUUUGAGCGUUGCAAGGUCUGUUUCAGGCUGUGCCCUGGAAUGAAGGUGAGACGUGGCUGAGAUCAGUAUCUUUGGAGUCAGUGUUCUGUUUGUCCAUCAUGGGCAUCCUUCCAUCUAUGUAGGGUGAUGGACAUACAGCAAAUCGAAUCGAUUGAGGAUGGAGUAGCUUCAUAUGGUGCGCUUUUGCUGAUGGUUGCCCCCAGGUGUUCUAUAUGAAGUGGUUGUCAGGGUAUAAUUUUGGGGUUGGUGCUUGUUGCCUAGUUGCUGUAGCCCUUGGCGGUCAUGGUGGCACACACUGGCCCACAGACGAUGAUGCCACCUCCCUCUGUCAUUGGCUAUUGUCUCCCAGGGGGCGAAAAUUAAUGUUUAGGGCCUUCCUGCCAUGUUUGCAAGCAUCCGUUAAGUAGAGCUUUGGGCGUCCUACUGGCCUUCUGCCUCAGGCCGUAUUGCCAUACAGAAAACCCUUGGGUAUACGUCCAUCUUACAUCCUGCAAACAUGCCCAAGCCAGCACAGUCGCCCCUGCUUGAUGAAUGCCCACAGUCGGGAGAUCUGCCUUUGAGGGGAAUGCCAUGUUCGUGAGUUUUUUCCCCUCCCAUGAGAUGCCCAGAAUGUGCCGCAAGUGAUAAAGAUGAAAGUUGUUGAGCUUCCUUUCUUGAUAGCUGUGAGGCACCCAUGUUUCAUAGCCGUACAAAAAGAUGUUGAGAAUAAAUGCCUUAUAACCAGCACCUUGGUCCUAAUGUUAAUCCAUACAAGCUCCGUGAGUUGGCCAAAGAUGAUAGCUGCUUGCCCUUUGUAUGUAUCAAGUUCUGCAUCAAGAGACAGAUUGUCACCAUAGACCCAAGGUAGCAAAAUUUGCUAACCACUUCCAUUGGUUGCAAGGAUAGUAGACGGUUAUUUGUCAAAUACGAUUUCUGAUCUGUUUGGAGGCUGGUCACAAGUGCUGUACUGCAGGCAUCAAUUGGCCAGUGUCCCGCCCGGGUCAGCCAGUCAGUUUCCUGUAGGUUUUCAUGUGACUGAGGUCCUGCAAGGGUUGGAAUCCCAUAAGAGUUGGUCGAUGGUGAGAUUAUUUCUUUUUACUAAGCUCACAGCAACUGACAAGCUUCAGAAUUCAAAUAACUUGACAGUAACUGAAAUCCCAGUCUCCUCUCUGGCUGCCAGCAGAUGUCAGUCUUUGCCUGUAAUGUCACUGAAAUACUUUGCAGAAAUAAAAUCACAAAAUGCAAUAAUUUUUGCAUCAUAUCCAUCAGCAUCAACAAGAAGCAAGCGCAGUUGCUUUUAUAGAAAGCAAGUUUAAAUCAAUGGUUUGCAGCUGGCAACGUUAUUUCACAAAUAUUGCCCUUGCCAGCUCUUGCUCAUUAAUUUUUUUGCAAACAUCUGUUCUUUCUGUGCCUCCACAAGGCUGGUUUUUGACUGACAUUAUACAGUCCAGGAUGAGAAAGAUCAAUGCUGGAGAAUAGAAUGUUCUGGUGCCCAGUGACAGAACUGAGCUCAAGCACACCAGGUUCAGCAUAGAUUAAAUGCAGAGCAAGAUCCCUCUACGCUGCGCCAUUGAACACUGCCAGGAUAUUUUCCUCACGAAUGUCAGCAGCUCCGUCUUCAGCAGCCAAGGCUCUAAGCUCUGGAAUUCCCUCCCCCAUCCUCUCUUUGUCCUUUCAAGACGCUCCUUAAAAUCUACCUCUUGGACCAAACAUUUGAAAGCCUAUAUUCAUUUCUCCUCCUUUGGCUUGAUGUCAGUUUUUUAUCUGAUUGCGUUCCUUGGAAUUUUACUACAUUAAAGGUGCUAUAUUAA